UAUAUAAUAAUGAAAGUAGUUAUCGAUUUUAGUGGUUACUAUUUUAAAAGCCAAUUUAUUAUAAAAGAAUUCUGUAUGUGUCGAUUGCAAUACGAAUCAGUAAAAACUACUGAAAUAAGAAUCACUAAAGAUCCAAAAAAAACUAUUGGACGGCGACCGUACAAUGAUAGUUACAAAAAUUUUAUGGAUAAAUGCGGUAUUAAAAAUCCUAAUAAUUUAAUGAACUUAUCUGAUUUACGUAAAAAAAUAAAAAGAUUAAUUACUGAAAACUGUAAGAUUUACGUACGAAGUAAUGAACAAUUAAGUAAAUUGAUAUGUUUUAUCAAUGACAGUAAAUGCAAUUUUAAUGAAGUAAAAUUAAUGUGUAAUUUAGGUUUUAAUAAUGAUUAUGAAUUGACUGAAACAAAUUGUCCUCAUCAUAUAAAUAAAUCAAAUAAUUAUUGCGCGGGUGAUAAUGCGAAUUUAAUGGCUGAAUGUUUGAUACAACGUAAAAUAAAGAAAAAAAACUUACGUAAUGGUAUGCAAUUAGUUAUUCAUUUUAGUGGUUAUUAUGAUCAUGAUAGUAUAGUAAAAAUUAAAGAAUUGAGUAUUCAUGGAUUGAAUAAUGAUGGUAGACUUAUUUAUCAUAAACUAUAUGUUACUAAACCAGCAUAUAAUUUAACUGAUAGUUUUAUGAAUCAACUUGUUAGAAAUGAAUUCAAAGAUAUUUAUUAUGAUAAAUUCGGAAUUAAGUAUGAAGAUGGUAACUAUGAUUUAUGUCGUAUAAAUAAUAAAAUUAUUAAAAUUUUAAAUCAUCAUGAUAUUAAAAUAAUUUAUGUUAAAAAUUUGGAUUAUUACAAUCUAUUGAGUAAAAUUGUUAAAAACAUUAAACAACUUGACGUUAUUUGUUUGGAAGAGUGUAAUUAUGUGGAAAAUGAUGAUAUUAAAUUCGUCUGUCAGUAUCAUACACAUGAGGACAGUAAUAAAAAUAUAUGUGUAGAUGAUAGUGGCAAGAAUAUGGUUAAUUGGAUAGUAUGUAAUGAGUUUUAUAAAUCUGAGGUUAGAGAUCGGUUGUGUAAAACUAAAUUAAAUGAUAAUAUUGAUGAUGAAUUGGUUAAUCAAUUUAUAAUAGAUGAUAAUAAUGAAUUACCGGUACUUAAUUUUGACGAUAUGGAAUUGUUAUAAAAUGAUUUUGAUGAUCUAUAAAAAAUUAAUUAUAAUGACUUGGAAUUAUUAAUUGUUUAUUGAAGAAUUCCUUUUUUU
Messenger RNA from Microplitis mediator, 1242 nucleotides. RefSeq lists its product as uncharacterized. Lineage: Eukaryota; Metazoa; Arthropoda; Insecta; Hymenoptera; Braconidae. The record is from RefSeq and is a predicted model, not a curated record. The transcript has a single exon. Bases 10 to 1164 code for a protein of 384 amino acids.